GCAAUAAAACACAAAGGUUUGCACUCUCAUUUCCAAGCUAACACAAUCACUUUGCUUGGAAUGCAGCUCUGUCCCGCAGGACCGGUAUUACAGGUAUGACUCUGAUCUAGCGAUCCACACCUGUCGCACUAGUGAGCCGCAGUAUGCCAAACGACAAACACGGAGCCCUACAUGGUCCCUGUGUCAGCUCAGUUCAGUGUCGGACAGCAUGUCCAAACCCCUUCCCAGGGUGGUCCCCCCAGCGGGACAGGCGUACCCAGUACCCAAGCCUCGCAAGCGCACCCAGAGUACCCUCUCAGAGCAGAGCACAGCCCCCCCUGUCCCUCAGCCCAGGAGGAAAUCACUUUGCAGCAUUUUAGAUUCUGAAAUGCCGCAGCUACAAGUAGUGUCCAGCAAAGAGGGAGUCAACUCCAAACUCGGUUCUCCUGUAUCCGAAGAAAUUGAGCCCCAACCGAACACUGAUGGAUCCAACAAACCCGAUCAGAAAACCAACAUUCCCAAAACUGAGCACAAGCCCAGCACAGAUUCUUCUACAGAAUCUCAGGUCAAACCCAGUGCUGAUCUGCCCAGUGGUUCUGAUCACAAACCCGGUACUGAUCUGUCCAGUGGUUCUGAUCACAAACCCGGUACUGAUCUGUCCAGUGGUUCUGAUCACAAACCCAGUGCUGAUCUGUCCAGUGGUUCUGAUCACAAACCCAGUGGUGAUCUGUCUAGUGGUUCUGAUCAGAAACCCAGCAUUAUUCUGUCCAAUGCUUCUGAUCACAAAUCAAGCGCUGAUCUGUCAACUGAAGCUGAUGUCAAUGAAUGUGAUCACAAAACAAGCAAUGAGCUUUCUACAGACUGUCAGAUGAAACCCAGGGCUGAUCUUUCUAAUGGUUCUGACAAACCCAGCACUGAUCUUUUUAAUGGUUCUUACAAACCCAGUAGUGAUCUUGCUGAUGAUUCUGAUGUCAGACCCAUUCGGGAUCAUGAUACUGAAUCUGAUGACAAAUGCAGUGCCAAUCUAACUCCAGAAUCUCGAGUGAAACCCAACGUUGAUCCUUCUCGUGGUUCUGUCAAACUUAGCGUUUCUCUUCCCAAUGAUUCUGAUGGCAAACCCAGCUCUGAUGUUGAUGACUCUAAACGCAACCCAACUGUAGAUCCUUCUACAGAAACUCCCAGCGCUGACUUUGAAGCAUCUGAACACCAGCCCAGCUCUGACUGUGAUGAAUCGCAACCCAGUUCCAGUGCCGAUCUGUCUAAUGCUUCUGAUCACAAACCCACUCCAGAUCUUUCUACAGAAUCUCCUCACAAACCCAGCUCGGAUUUGUCCCUGGAUAGUCGAAACAAAAUGAGUUCUGAUGGAAUCACUAAGACUCAAGAAAAACCCUUGAUUUCUGAAACUGAUCUUCAAAGCAAUCACCAUGGGGACUGGCGGGGUGUGACAGAAGAGUCUGGAGAAGGUGGUGUGAAGAGCUCCAUGUGUUCUGCUUCCCAGGGGGGGACAACAGAGUCGGGACAGCCCAAGAGCCGGGACAGUCUUUUCAUGGGGAGCCGAAUCUCGCAGCCCAGGUCCUGCCCACGACACACCCCCAGCAUGCGCGUGAGCCGUCGGAAGCACCGCUUUGCUGACUGCCAGGUGACUGCCGUCAACCAACCCAGGGAGCAGAAGCCACGAGGAGGCAGCGUGGUCUGUAGGUCUGGCUGGCUGGAGGUGUGGCAGGCAAGAAGGCACAAGAUGAUGUGGGUCGAGUUCAAUGGAAAGACGCUGUCCAUGUUCAAGAAACGCACUGACAAGUUUACAGAGACAGUCUUUCCUGUGUCCUGCAUUACUAAUGUCCGGCCAGGAGAGGGCGGCAAGUUCUUUGUGUCCACACUCAAGAAGCAGUAUGAGUUUUUGGCACCCAGUGAGGGAGGUCGUGACGGGUGGGUGAGUUCUCUGGGAACCCCUCAGAAGGAGGCGACCCCAGAGCAGAUAGAGCAGCAGGGCCCCCUGGGUCUGAGAGAGCUCCGAACCAAGGUGUACGCAGCGCUGAGGGGGCACAGGCUGUGGGUCUACCACAACAAGGAGGAUUUCAGAGAAGGUGUGGCAAUGACUGCUAUCAACAUGAACGUGGCCCAGGCGAAGCAGACAGGCAGACACAGCUUCGACCUCACCACCCCCUACAAGAUAUUCAGUUUCACAGCAGAUUCUUCUCGGGAGCUGGUUGCCUGGCUGGGCUCCCUGUCCCGGGCUGUCAAGAGCGCCCUGUCCUGCAGUGAGGUGGCGGAGCGCGUUUGGGGGAGCACGUGGAAUCGAAACUGCGCCGACUGUUGGAGUCCUGACCCAGAGUGGGCUUCUGUGAACCUGCUCGUCGUCAUCUGUGACAACUGUGCAGGUCAGCACCGUGCCAUGGGGACCGCUGUCUCCAAGGUACGCAGUCUGAAGAUGGACAAGAGCGUGUGGACUGAGCCACUCAUUCAGCUGUUCAUUCUGUACGGGAACAAGUCAGCCAAUGAGCUUUGGGGGGAUCAGGUGCCGUCCGCUGAACAGAUCUGCCCAGAAUCCUCUGCGGAGCAGCGGCGGGCGUUUAUCUGGGCCAAGUACAAGCAGGGCCGCUACCGCCAACUGCACCCACUGUACAGGAGCCAGGAGCAGAUGCACCAGCGUCUGUGUGAGGUGGGGGUGACUGCCGAUGUGUCAGAGACACUGGCCCUGCUGUGUUCCGGGGCACGGGUGAGCAUUCACCAGGGGGAGCCCUCCCAGCCGUCCCCCAUCUCCCUGGCAGAGCAGGCAGGGCAGGCCAUGCAGGCCGAGCUGCUGCGCCAGAACCAGUUCACAGAGGCUCCUUUCCAAGACACUGGGGUUGACCCUUCCCCGUCAGAGAACCGUUCUUUACAAGACACUGAGGAGUUCCAUUGCAAACUGGACAAAGACAAGCUUGUGUUCUCAGAGGAGGUCGACUCUGCCCCCUGCGAGGUUCUCAAUCUGAAGGACGUCACCUCGCUCUUUGACUGCUCCACAGGGCAAAGCCAUGAGUUUGAGAUGCAGAUUCUGAAAGAGAGGCUUCUGUGCACAGCAGACAACCAGGAGACCCUGAGAACUCAGCUGCGGCACAUUGCCAAGGUGUUGCUGCCAUGGCCAGUGCCGGACUCGGAGCUGGCGGGGUUGCGCUGUCUCUCCCGGGUGACCGCGAGGGAGGGGAAGUGGCCGGAGCACAGAGACGCCUGGGUGGCACUGAGCGGGACUGAACUGCUGCUUUACCUCACAGGAGGGCGCCAGGGAGACAGGCUGAGGCUGACUCUCUCAGAGAACUACACCUUUAUAGCGACGGAGAAGAUGUUUGAAAUCAUCUCACCAGAGAGGACACUGUCACUGCGGUUUGAGCACAGCCAGCCCUAUGAGAAGUGGGGUGUCCUGCUGAAGGAGGCUCUUCAACCUCCCCCGUCCAGCCCCUCUUUUGGGGGGGGCCCCCUGUACCCCAGCCCGGGCCGAGGCUCCACAAGAGUGCCAGACCCCAUCGAGAGGUGCAUCUCCCACAUCACGCAGCAUGGUCUAACCGUGGAGGGUAUUUACCGGCGCUGCGGUCAAGUGGGGAAGAUCUCUCGGCUGGUGGAGGGGCUCUGCAGCACCCCCUGCAGGGCGCAGUUUGAAGAGGGGGAGGUGGGGGUAGUGGAUGUGUCAGGAGCCCUGAAACAGUGUCUCAAGCUGCACACGGCACUCUUUCCAGAGCCACACCUCAGCCACUGGCUCCAGUCUGCAGGUAUCCCUGGGCAGGCAGAGAGGCUGCUCGGGUAUCGUGAGGUACUGGAGCAGCUGUCUGACGAGCAGAGAGGCAUUCUGAGCAGGCUGUUCGGACACCUCUACCAGGUGCAGGCGUACAGCCAGGUGAACCGCAUGACCCCUGAGAACCUGGCCCUAGUGUUCGUGCCCACGCUGUUCCCAGACCAUGCCCUGAGCACCGACGCUGUGAAGCUGACCAGAGAGCUCAUCACACACUACACAGCGCUCUUCCACGGAGGUGAGGAGGACGAUGAGGAGGAUUCUGCGGGGGACUUGUUCACGAUUCUCUGAUGAAGGAUCUCUGCUCACUUCCAGGUUCUUCUCAUUCCGACCAGCAAUGUCUGUGACUGACUGCCUUUCUGAAUUCUGUUCAAAGUUGUGGUGUGCUUGUUUACUGGAGCAUUUUGCGAUGAUACUGUUGAGCCCUGCAGUCUCAUGGAAUUGCUUCCAGUCCCUGGCUGCCUCUGUUUAUAAUACAGAGGCUUGGGGGCAGUGUGCGGUGGCUUGAAAUUUGCUAUAUAUUCAGCAGAAGAUAUGACUAUUAAUAAUAAAUAAGGCGUGUGUUUAUA
Messenger RNA from Polyodon spathula (Mississippi paddlefish), 4311 nucleotides. Its product is annotated as arf-GAP with Rho-GAP domain, ANK repeat and PH domain-containing protein 1-like. The coding region runs from base 209 to 4033 and encodes 1274 amino acids. Gene Ontology annotation, molecular function: GTPase activator activity. The record is from RefSeq and is a predicted model, not a curated record. Gene Ontology annotation, biological process: signal transduction. NCBI's taxonomy places the organism in Eukaryota, Metazoa, Chordata, Actinopteri, Acipenseriformes, Polyodontidae. The transcript has 24 exons.